AUGCCUGUCGAAGAUGCCGAGUGCGCCAACCCACUCCUCCUCUCAUGGGUGAAGGAUUGGUACGACACAGCAAAAGAACGAAACACCAAGGGCGUCACUACCUAUAGGCAGGCUUUUAACAGUCUCAAGGCUUGUCCCAUUGCCUUUGACCAUCCGUCCCAGCUACAACAGCUCAAGGGUUUCGGCCCCAAGCUGUGCGAGAGGCUCACAGUCUUACUCCAGAAACACUGCAAUGAAAAUGGAUUGCCCAUGCCAGAGCAUCCGAUGGCGUCGAGAAAACGGAAGGAACCCAGCAAAACAACUGCGAAACCCAGGAAGACCAAGCAAUAUGUCCCGGCCUACCGCUCAGGCGCAUACGCCCUUGUAUUCGCAUUAUCAGAAAUGGACCCGGACGCGCCUGUAGGGAUGGCGAAGCAGGACUUGAUCGAGGCGGCACAAGCGCACUCCGACUCAUCUUUCACAGCGCCGAGCGAACCUGGCAAAUUUUAUACGGCCUGGAAUUCGAUGAAGACUCUCUUGCAACACGAGAUGGUGUACGAACGUGGAAGACCUACAAAGAGAUAUGCGCUGACGGACGAGGGCUGGGAGGUUGCCCGAAAAAUCCGAGACGCAAUGGCUGCUGGCGAUACCAGGCAGGUGAGGAGGGGUGACCACGUUAGAAACGCCGUCCCGAUUAUCAGCCAAGCAUCGGAGCCUCGACAGGCGGAUCUCGACGGUCCUGAAGAGGAUGAAGUCGAUGACAGAUCUCUUGGCAGCAAGCCGAACUAUGCCGACGUGGUUACGAAAGGAUCACUCAUCUCGGACGAAUCUUCUCUACCGACCUUUCCACCGAUCAUACUCAGGCCCGGCUCUUUCACGGUGCAUCUUGUGCUGGAUGUGCGAGAAGUACGAGCGAAGACAGAUCGAGACUACAUACAAGAUGAGUUGACCAAGAAAGGCGUUAGGCCCAUUAUGCGGGCUUUGGAGCUUGGUGAUGCCCAAUGGAUUGCCAAGUGCCACGACCAGGACUUCCUGCGGCGGUCAGGCGCGGAAGGCGACGAAGUCGUUCUGGACCAUAUUAUUGAACGAAAGCGGCUCGAUGAUCUGAUCGGUAGUAUCAAAGACGGUCGUUUUCACGAACAAAAAUUUCGGCUGAAGAGAUCAGGGGUGAAACAUGUCACCUACCUUGUUGAGGAGAUCUCACUCGACCAACAACACUUUCAGAAAUAUGAGGAGUCUGUGCAGUCUGCCAUCGCGUCGACACAGGUGGUCAAUGGCUUUACUGUAAAGAAGACACCAAAGAUGGACGACUCCAUACGAUACAUUGCGAGGAUGACGGAGGCUCUCAAGAAGAAAUAUGAGAGCAGACCUCUGAAAGUCAUCCCCACGAGAGUCAUCACGGCACAAAAUUAUCUGCCCUUGCUGCAUCACCUUCGUGCAAAGGAGCCCGGAUCAGAUUACUACAUCACUUACCCGGCAUUUGCAUCCUUAGUGUCCAAGUCAGACAUGCUUACCUUGAGGGACCUGUAUCUCAAGAUGCUCAUGUGCACGAGAGGCGUCACAGGCGAGAAGGCAAUGGAGAUACAAAAUAUCUGGAGGACGCCCAAUGACUUUGUCAAGGCGUUUGACCGCUGCGGCUCUGGGGAGGAGGGCAAGAAGAGGAGGCGAGAACUGGUGUCAAGCCAGCUGGGAAACAAGGUCAAGAGCAAGCAGGUUGGCAAGGCAUUAAGUGCCAAGAUCGCGGAAGUAUGGGGCGAUGCCUGA
This is a messenger RNA of Cryphonectria parasitica EP155, 1743 nucleotides long. RefSeq lists its product as uncharacterized. The record is from RefSeq and is a predicted model, not a curated record. Bases 1 to 1743 code for a protein of 580 amino acids. The transcript has 2 exons. Gene Ontology annotation, cellular component: Holliday junction resolvase complex; nucleus. Gene Ontology annotation, molecular function: 3'-flap endonuclease activity; DNA binding; crossover junction DNA endonuclease activity. Lineage: Eukaryota; Fungi; Ascomycota; Sordariomycetes; Diaporthales; Cryphonectriaceae. Gene Ontology annotation, biological process: resolution of meiotic recombination intermediates; mitotic intra-S DNA damage checkpoint signaling; double-strand break repair via break-induced replication.